Thrips palmi is the source of this 2408-nucleotide messenger RNA. It is a transcript of the gene TH1, whose product is annotated as negative elongation factor D. NCBI's taxonomy places the organism in Eukaryota, Metazoa, Arthropoda, Insecta, Thysanoptera, Thripidae. Gene Ontology annotation, biological process: negative regulation of transcription elongation by RNA polymerase II. The coding region runs from base 225 to 1967 and encodes 580 amino acids. Gene Ontology annotation, molecular function: RNA binding. Gene Ontology annotation, cellular component: nucleus; NELF complex. The transcript is spliced from 14 exons. The record is from RefSeq and is a predicted model, not a curated record.
GUGUAUGCACCGGUAAACAAACAGCCGGCUGGGCGGCGUCGCGACGCCCUGGCGACGCCCAGCCCAGGCGACGCCCAGGAGACGCGACACCCUCCUUCCUUGGGGCCUCCCUUCGCUUCCUCGGCUAGAGCCGUGGCGUCGUACUGCCAUGGACCAGGACUGUGGUCUCACUGAGGUCGCAUGAUUAUCAACCGUACUUUACUUUCAGACAACGGACUGGUGCCAUGGACGACGAGUACGAUGAAGACAGGGGAUGGGACCAAGACAUGGGAGAUGGAGACUCUGACGAGGGAGGAGAUGCUGUUGGGGAUCCACAAGAAGUUCUUCGUGAGUGCUUGGAAAAAUUUAGCACACCCGACUACAUCAUGGAGCCUGGUAUUUUUACGCAACUGAAGAGAUACUUUCAGGCAGGUGGAAAUCCCGAACAAGUCAUUGAACUGCUUUCUCAAAACUAUAAGGCCGUAGCCCAAACAGCAAAUCUUGUUGCAGAAUGGCUUAUUCUUGGUGGUGUAAAGGUAACAGAAGUCCAAGCAAUGGUAGAAAAUCAUUUAAAAGAAAUGAUCUUAAAAAAUUUUGACCCUAAAAAGGCUGACACUAUUUUCACAGAAGAGGGAGACACGCCAGCAUGGCUUACAGAAAUGAUUGAACAUCCAACCUGGAGAUCAUUAAUUUACAGACUUGCAGAAGAAUAUCCAGAUUGUUUGAUGUUAAACUUUACCAUCAAGCUCAUAUCUGAUGCUGGAUUUCAAGCUGAAAUUACUAGUAUAUCUACUGCUGCUCAGCAAAUUGAAGUCUUUACCAGAGUAUUGAAGACAGCAAUUGCUAACUUCCUACAGGGUCCAGAAGACUGGAAUAAAAGCGUCCGGGAAGUUGCGAAAAUGGUUUGCCAUGGUCAGCACACCUAUGUUUACAGUCAAGUCCUCUUGGCUGUCUUAUCACAAGAAACAAGAGGGGGUGCUGUGGUGAAACGUUUAUCACAAGAAAUUGUGAAAUGUGCUCAGGAAAGUGCCCAUGAUGUAACACCAAUCACAAUGGCACUUAAUGGUGCAGCAGGUUAUCCUCAGGCUUGUCAAGCCCUCACAUCUAUGCUGUCCCGAAACGCCUUAAAUCCUGCUGAUAUUUCUGUUCUUUUUCGUAAUUACUCUGCCCUUGACCCACCCCCAAUAGAUCUCAUUCGUACUCCUCAAUUCCUUGAGCUUUUGGUUGAUGCUCUGUUCAAACCGGGUGUAAAGCUCAAUAUGGAACAUAGGCCAAAAUAUGUAUAUCUACUUGCUUAUGCAGCAAGUGUCUGUGAAACUUGGCCUAAGAAGGGGGUAGCAAGCAGCAAGUUAGUGAAUAAGGAGGAGUUGAAAAAUACAGAGAAAGCCGUUGACAAAGUAUCAACAAUAUGCAGUACCAAUAAGGGUUCCACAGAACUCAUUGCAGAAUUGAGCACCCUGUACGAUUGCAUCAAGGUUCCAGUUGUCUCAGUGGGUGUUGUGAGAUGGGUGGAAGUGACAGUAUUGGAAUCAACUUACUUCCAGCUGUGUGUGGAGUCAACUCCAACUCACCUAGCUCUCUUGGAUGAAGUUGCUGGCUGUCACCCCCUUCUACACCCAAGACUCUUAAACUUACUAAUAACUUUGUUUGAAUCAAAACAAGACGCAUUAGAAAUUCUUGUUCAGCUGGAACUGCGCAAAAUGUUAUUGGACAGAAUGGUCACAUUAUUGUGCAGAGGUUGUGUAGUCCCGGUCAUGAAAUACAUUAAACAGUGUUGGAUUAGUGGAGAAACUGACAUUUCUCUCAUUCGAUACUUUGUCAUGGAGGUUUUGGAGGCCAUAGCCCCACCUUACACAAAUGAGUUUGUGCAAUUAUUUUUACCCAUGGUGGAAAAUGAAGAAAUCACUGGAUCUAUGAGAGGAGAUGGUGAUAAUGACCCAGUUUCCGAGUUUAUUGUGCACUGUAAGGCUCACUACACAGUUCAUUGAGGGAUGGAGCUACAAACAAAGAAAGUUACCAGAACGUUGGCAUCUCCAUAGUUGCCAUCUUUCAAAAAACCCUCUUUUAUUAGAGAGACAGAAAAUCACCCAAUGAUUUAAUUUAUUGCCCGACUGCCUUCUAUACUGCAAAAGGAACAAUUUUUUUUCCCACCAAUUUUCAAUUUCAAUCUGAUCAUUCCUGAAUACAAUUGGCUUGUAACCAGAUUUGUGAUUGUGUGUAGAAAACGGGUAAUCAGAACAUGAACUUAUGUAUCAAAUGUCGAGAGUUAUGUGUGAUUUUGUGUGUUAAAUAAGUUACAUCAAUAUUAUUUGGAGGCUUGGGAGGCUGUUAGAGGCUGUGCCUGAUAUGAUAGCUUGAGUUCUGUUGUUCUUGUGUAAAUAAUAAUUCUCUUCAUUUUUGAAGAGCAAUAAACAACAAAUUACUAUUUA